Molecule: messenger RNA, 924 nt
Organism: Penicillium taxi
Lineage: Eukaryota; Fungi; Ascomycota; Eurotiomycetes; Eurotiales; Aspergillaceae
Product: aromatic alcohol reductase
Exons: 1
Coding region: 1-924 (307 amino acids)
Molecular function (GO): oxidoreductase activity
Source: RefSeq, a predicted model, not a curated record
AUGGGCAAACUGCAGAAAAUUCUGGUCAUAGGAGCUGGAGAGUUGGGCUACCAGGUCUUGCGUUCCCUGUUCCAUCAUCCUAGCCAAGAGAAGUCCGUGGCUGUCUUACUACGUCCCACCAGUAUUUCAUCGACGAAUCCUUCGAAGCAGAAAGAGAUUGAGGGUUUGCGCAACCUCGGUAUCCAUUUGAUUCCCGGUGAUAUUAUCGAAGACAGUGAGCCCACUCUAACGUCCAUUUUUGAGGACUAUGACACGGUUAUAAGCUGCACCGGAUUCGUAUCUGGUAAAGGAAUCCAACUGAAAGUAGCUCGUUCCAUCCUGACAGCAGCGGUGCCACGAUUUAUUCCAUGGCAGUUUGGAGUGGAUUAUGAUACCAUCGGGCGCGGGUCGCCCCAGGAUCUGUUCGAUGAGCAGCUCGAUGUCCGUGAUCUGCUUCGGUCGCAAACGAAAACCCGUUGGGUAAUUAUCUCUACAGGCAUGUUUACCAGUUUUCUGUUCGAACCAGCUUUUGGCGUGGUGGAUCUGCGCAAUAUGACUGUAUCUGCGCUAGGAGCCUGGGAGAAUCGAGUUACCGUGACAACACCCACAGACAUUGGAAAGUUCACGGCUGAAAUUGUACUUGGAGAUGAAACUGAAGCUCUCUUUACUGAUCGUGUAAUUUUUGUCGGAGGCGACACAGUCAGCUAUGAGCAACUUGCGCUUCUGGUGGAGAAGGUUACUCAAAAGCCUGUGAGGAGAAAUGACCUUGCUGUCGCUGACAUCCAGGCUGCUUUGGUGCAGGAUCCGGACAACGGCCUCCUCAAAUAUCAGGCUGUAUUUGGUCAAGGUCGAGGCGUAGCUUGGAAUCUUUCAGAGACGUGGAAUCACCAGCAAAGAAUUCCCGCCAUUACGGCAGAAGAGUGGGCUCUCGAGAAUUUAGUGUGA